Molecule: messenger RNA, 2921 nt
Organism: Betta splendens (Siamese fighting fish)
Lineage: Eukaryota; Metazoa; Chordata; Actinopteri; Anabantiformes; Osphronemidae
Gene: dio3a
Product: iodothyronine deiodinase 3a
Exons: 7
Molecular function (GO): thyroxine 5'-deiodinase activity
Source: RefSeq, a predicted model, not a curated record
UCAGCAAUUCACAGUUUUGUUUCGGCUUCAUUCUAGUAGGAAGCUGUAACUCAAAGGCUGCAUUAGUUAUUUUCAGCCAAAAUCAUUAUAAAGCUGACUCGAGAUCUUCAGCAUUAAUUGGGUUAUUAACGUCAACGAGGCGGGAUUUUAGGCUCGUUUUCAACAUGGCGGGACAUUUAAACCGCCGCGGCUCGGCUCACUCUGUGCGUUGCUAGGUUACAGCCUUAAUCAAGCUCACCUGUCCACGGUACCACGUGGUCCGCGCGAGCCUGGAGUCGUCCCCGUCGUGAUUUUGUUCUUCAACUCAUCAGUAGUUCGUCAGAGGAUUUAUCGACCUUUUUUUGCUGUGGGCUGCAUCACAACAUUGAAUUGACGAGUCUCUAACCGGCUAAGCUAAGGCUAACACUACAACAAGUUGCUGCACAUGUUCUGUGAUCAGACCCUGGCAUAUCGCACAGCCCUUCCAUCACCUCCCAAUGUGAGAUGAAACAGUAAAUCUUAGAGGAAGUGAUGUUUCCUUCCUCUGGGCCCAUUGACAGGCCUAAUCCACCAUGAUCGUGACACUUUCUCAUCUUCUACCACUUAGUCCUUCAACUGUUGAGAGGGGCGGAGCUAAACGACAGGCAGAUCCAAUCACUGCAGCUCAGUCUGAAGCAGAUCUGAAAUGACCAGCACACGUUCCCACUGGGUGGCUUAGACUGAUUCAUGUGGGAGCUGCUGCAGAGCUUUGCAUUUCUUGUCUUAAUAUGUCCAGGCAGAUGAAAGGAGGAACAGAGCAAACUGAUGGCACAGACUGGUGCUGCAUUUUCAUUCCUUUGAAAUGGGAGUGUGAUGCCAGGAUUCACCAGGGGGUCUUACAAAGCCAAUGCAAUAAUGAAGAGAAGACGAGGGUUACGGGAAAGGAAGGAGGUGACCCAGUGAGCCAUUGCAGUGGACCAGCGUGACUGUGCUAGAUCUUUAAACCAAAGCAACUAAAGAUUAUUCCUCCUGGAUUUUUCUCAAUAUAUCCUCCCGCCAGGUUCCCACCCUUUACUCAGUUCCUCAGUUCUUCUGAGAUGUAACUUCUCUGCUGGACAUUAGUGACCUCUGUCUCAGUCUUACCUUCCCUUAGACUGAAUGCAGACCUUAUUUACCGCAGGUGCUGUGCUCAUGUAAACCAUAACUAUUAUAGCUCCCAUGUGAGUUGACAUGAAGCGGUAGAAGCCUACUGCCUUCAGUCAUUUGCCAGACAGCAGCUGCUGAAAUGUCCACCAGAACAUAGUUGUCUUUGCAGCAGCACCUUUUUCACACCGUUAGAAUAUUUAGACGAUCACACAUAAUUCCUGGAUGUGAACUUAAACGUUAACAGCGCCAUAGUAAAAAUCAGGAGCGGCUGUAACGCACUGCUGUUGCGCACCCUGUUCUGCACCCUUAGCUGUUGGCUGUGACUCCAAGCUGUGCAGUUGACAGAAGGUAAUCCCCCACCAUGUGAGGCCUCGGCCCCAGUUUGGAGGCGGGGUGUGAUUCAUUCAAAUCUGCCGGUGAUAUAAAACCAGGGGAAGUUGCAAGUAACCCAACUUCAACCCAAGAUCGUGACACAGCGCGUUAGUAUUCGCUUUGAUACUCCAGUAAUAAUGAAUUCAAUAAAGGGCAUUAAAAAGGCAAUAGUCUGUCUCGUCCUGUUGCCCCGUUUUCUCAUGGCAGCUGUCAUGUUUUGGCUGCUUGACUUUUUAUGCAUAAGGAAAAGGGUGCUGUUGAGGAUGGAGCGGGAGGGCGACGCCAUCGACCCCCCCCUCUGCAUAUCGGACUCUAAUCGCCUCUUCAGCCUGGAGUCCCUCAAAGCCGUGUGGCACGGCCACAAACUUGACUUCCUGAAGGCAGCGCAUCUCGGACAGGCAGCGCCGAACACCGAAGUUGUGCAGCUGGCGGACCAGCGGCGCGGCCGCAUCCUCGAUUACGCGACGGGGAAGAGACCGCUCAUCCUCAACUUUGGCAGCUGCACCUGACCGCCGUUCAUGGCGCGUCUCAAGGCUUUCCAGGGGGUCGUGCAGCAGAACGCGGACAUCGCGGACUCUAUAGUGGUGUACAUCGAGGAAGCGCACCCGUCUGACGGCUGGAUGAGCACGGACGCGCCCUAUAACAUCCCCAAACACCGGUGUCUGGAGGACCGGCUGAGCGCAGCGCAGCUGAUGCACGUGGAGGUGCCCGGCUGCCUGGUGGUGGUGGACAGCAUGGAAAACUCCUCCAGCGCCGCGUACGGAGCUUAUUUCGACAGACUUUACGUACUGCACGAGGGAAAGAUAGUUUACCAAGGUGGCAGAGGACCUGAGGGAUACCGCAUCUCGGAGCUCAGAGACUGGCUGGAUCACUACAGGCAGCGGCUGGAGAAAUCCAGUCAUCUAGUUAUUCACGUGUAGAUUAAUUCCCAUCUUAGAGCUGCUGUGUUAAAACAGACCCGGCGGCAGCUUUUAGUAUUAUAACAACAAUUAGAAUUUCCCCUCACUAAUUAUUUUGAGUGUAUUUAUUUUUCUAUGGUUCGAUCAAAAUUUAAUUUUCAACAUUGUGUGUAAUAGUAUGCUCUUUGAUUCCAGAUGGACAACUAUGCAUCCUAUUAGGAUUCACCCUCAGAACCGUUUUUUGGACCUUGUGAACAAAACUAAUUUGGAUGUGAAAUGCUCCGUGUUUGUUCCCUUCCUUCGUCUAAAUGCGCCAUUAAUGAAUGAGUCAGGAUUUUGAGUAACGCAUCACUGUGCUCGUCAGCAUUAUUGUGAAGUUCGGCUCUUAAACGGGAUUUAUCCGGAGAACCGACACUGAUGUUUGGCAUGCUGCAGAUAACAGUGACGGCGCUGCUCUCUGCCCUGCACGACUCUGCUGUUUGUAAAUAUUGUUUCGUUUCAUGGGUAUAUUUUCAUACAAUAAAAAUGUUCUGAUCUGCUUCUUAA